AUGCGACUGCUCGCGGAAUGGCUCCUCUUGCUCUUUGGCCCUUGGCUUCUUAGGAAGGUCGUCAGUGCCCAGAUACCAGAGUCGGGAAGGCCGCAGUACCUGGAGCUGCGCCAAGCUACUCCAGGAGGGGGUGCCCCUGGCCAACAGCUCCCUGCGUCCAGGUCUUCUGACGGCCUGGGGCUGGCCGGCGCCUGGAGCUGGGCCUGGCCUGCUAACCACACGGGGGCGCUGACCCAGGCGGGGGUGGCCGGGGCGCUGCCGGCUCAGCGCACUAAGAGGAAGCCGUCCAUCAAAGCCGCACGAGCCAAAAAGAUCUUCGGCUGGGGGGACUUCUACUUUAGAGUGCAUACCCUCAAGUUCUCGCUGCUGGUGACCGGCAAGAUCGUGGACCAUGUGAAUGGUACCUUCAGUGUGUAUUUCCGCCACAACUCCUCCAGUCUGGGCAACCUCAGUGUCAGUAUUGUGCCACCUUCUAAGCGUGUGGAGUUCGGGGGCGUCUGGCUGCCUGGGCCUGCCCCCCACCCACUACAGUCUACGCUGGCCCUGGAGGGGGUGCUUCCUGGGCUGGGGCCCCCUUUAGGGAUGGCGGCAGCUGCGGGACCGGGGCUUGGGGGCACCCUUGGGGGCGCACUGGCAGGUUCACUAGGCAGCGCUCUGGGAGUGCCCGGGGCCAAAGAAUCACGCGCUUUCAAUUGCCACGUGGAGUAUGAGAAGACAAACCGCGCUCGUAAGCACCGCCCGUGCCUGUACGACCCGUCGCAGGUGUGCUUCACUGAGCACACGCAGAGCCAGGCCGCCUGGCUCUGUGCCAAGCCCUUCAAAGUCAUCUGUAUCUUCGUCUCCUUCCUCAGCUUUGACUACAAACUGGUGCAGAAGGUAUGCCCAGACUAUAACUUCCAAAGCGAACACCCUUACUUUGGAUAGCUCCCCUGGCCCGGCCCUGAGCAUCCCGCCAAAUCCCAGCCUCUGUAAGUGGGACUCCUCCCGAUAUCCCUCCGCUCCUGUGGUCUCCUCC
Molecule: messenger RNA, 1015 nt
Organism: Marmota flaviventris (yellow-bellied marmot)
Lineage: Eukaryota; Metazoa; Chordata; Mammalia; Rodentia; Sciuridae
Gene: Nxph4
Product: neurexophilin 4
Molecular function (GO): signaling receptor binding
Source: RefSeq, a predicted model, not a curated record